Molecule: messenger RNA, 3644 nt
Organism: Asterias rubens (European starfish)
Lineage: Eukaryota; Metazoa; Echinodermata; Asteroidea; Forcipulatida; Asteriidae
Product: E3 ubiquitin-protein ligase RFWD3-like
Exons: 12
Coding region: 112-2664 (850 amino acids)
Biological process (GO): interstrand cross-link repair; protein ubiquitination; double-strand break repair via homologous recombination
Cellular component (GO): nucleus; site of double-strand break
Molecular function (GO): protein binding; ubiquitin protein ligase activity
Source: RefSeq, a predicted model, not a curated record
GUUGCCUGCAACGGAGGAGUCCAACCUGGGCUAGUCCAGCUGCUGCAUGACUGUAGUCACCAUUGCAUUGUUGACACUCUGGGUUCAGUGGACCAUUGACCGACUUUCUAGAUGAGGAUGGCCAGUGUGGUGGAGCAGCCAUCUACUGGCACACACAGUGAAGAAAUCACCGAGUAUGACUCGGAUUCUACCACAAUCAACAAUGAUUUGGAUGAAUACACAAGUGACACCGGCUUAGAGGAUGAAGAUACUGAGUUAUACCCAAGGAAUGAGGGUAGAGGAAACAUCCCACAAAGGUCUGGUGUACCUUUAAGUAGACCGAUAGAGCUCGGCCACCAACCACAAACUAGAGCCCUGACAAUUGCAGAGGAAGAAACCCAGCUCUUUGCAUCACAACCUCUUAACCCUCUAAGGAGAUCAAAUGAACAAAGAACUCAUGAUGUUGGAGCAACAUCUAAUCAUCCGAUAGUUCAGAAUGAAAGAGUCGCUCAACCUGGUUUAGAAUCUCACCAACCGGAGGAACUAAGACCUGUUGACGAACCACCAGAUGCCGUAGCAUGGUCAUUGGUUCCACGAAGUGAAGGAGAUGAAAAUAGUGAAUCACUUCUAAAUGAUCACCCACCAAGAACAUCAACCAUCCAAUCAAAUAGAACCACUGAGGCUCCAUCAACAAGUAGCCAAUCACUUCUUCAUAUUCCUUUGCCAGAUGCUCAUUCCCUGUCUCAAAGCAACCAAUCACAAAUCUCCAUUUCAAGAGAUGCUAAUCCAACAAACCAAUCAGAACCACAGGAUUAUGAAGAAGCCUCAGAGGUGAUUCAUGCUCCUAAUCAUCGCAACCGGAUAGUUUUAGAUUCCCUCGAUGAUGACGAUGAACGACAACACCCGGCAACCAUUGAUCUAUCGCAGUUACUAUCCAACCAAUCAGAGACCGUCGUUGUACUCGCACAGCGCCCAGCCCGUCGUCGAAUUGCAGAAAUUGUUAUUGAUCACGAUGAUGGAAGUGACUCUGAUGUCGUUGAUCUUGCAACUGAUGAGGAACCGAUGGAAUUGGAAGAAAUAGCAACAUCUUCUAGAGGGCCUUCGUCAUCGAUAGCAAAUCUGCCGGGACCAAGUACCUCUACAAACCAAACCAACAUUACAUCAGACUCUAAAAGUUGUCGAGAUGAUAAAAGUGAUGAUGAAGAAGCACAAAUGUGUAUAAUUUGUUAUGAGGUCUGGACAAACUCCGGAGAGCAUCGUUUAGCUUCACUAAAGUGUGGACAUCUCUUUGGCAAAAGCUGUAUAGAGAAAUGGUUGAAAUCAACUCCUAAGUGUCCUCAAUGUAACACCAAAGCCAAGAAGUCUGAUAUUCGAGUCAUCUUUGCUGGUAAAUCACUCAAGACGCUUGACACUACAGAGAGAGAUAGAGCUCUUGAAGAUCUCAAAAAAGAAAAGGAAGUGAGAAGGAAAGCUGAGAUUGAAAUGGCUCAGGCUAAUCUAAGAUAUCGUCUAGCUGUAGAAGAAAUGAACCGACUGAAAGGUCAACUCAAAUCACAAGAAGAUCGUAUCAGAAGUUCAUCAUCGCAAUCAUCGUCAUCGAUCAAACCCCAAUCUUCAACCAGUCAACGGAUCGAUGGUAUGAACCCAGCUAGAGGACAAUACGUCUUAGACAAAACCAUUCAAAUAUCACAGAGUGGCAAUUGUCGUGUGAUGUCUUUUGAUUCCUUUAACAAUGCGCUUGUUGUAUCAAUGCCUUCACCAAACCAACUCUUCCCUGGUUUCGGAGUUAAAAAGGUUAGCGCUACUGACCAUCGCUGCACACAAUAUGUCCCAAUUCAUACCUCAGUCAUCAGAUCAUUAACAUUCAAUGGAAGGAAUGAUGGCUUAAUGCUGACCGGAUCCACCGAUAAAACAUUGAAAAUGACAAGUCUCGUCAGUAAUACCGUGGUGCAAACAUAUAAAACAGAGGCACCAGUAUGGAGCUGUACAUGGAAUACAUCCGAUGUGAAUUAUGUCUAUGCUGGUCUCCAGAAUGGUUCUAUCCUAGUCUAUGAUACAAGACAGACGGCUAGCGAGGUUCACAAACUAUCUCUGGAUAAUUCUCGUUGUCCCAUCGUGGCGUUGACUUACGUACCUAAAGCUGCAGAUGCAUCACUUGGCUGUAGUGGUUUACUCAUGGCAUCUCUUGGUGGUAUGUCAUUCUGGGAACAGACAUCGGAACUAGAAUUCAAACCUCAUCUCCUACAAGCGGAUGGUAUCUGCACUUCACUUAGCUUUAGUAAUAAGAGUCGGCAUUGUUUAGCAUCAUUCAGACCCAACAAGAACCAUACUAUGACAAGACAUGUGAUGUGUGAAUUAAAGCAUGAGAAGGGACAAUCUACAUCUAGCAGGGUAGUAGCCUGUCAUCCAGUCCAAACCUUCUAUGGUGGUCCAACAAUGAAGGUUUUAUCUCGUUCAACAUUGUAUCAAAGCCCUUGCCAAUCUGAUCAACUCUUUGCAUGCUCUGGGGAUGAGGCUACUACUUCAGCCUUGAUUUGGGAUACAACAACUGGAUUACAGGUACAGAAACUGGUGAUAAACUCAGCCGUACUAGAUGUUUGUCCCUUCCAGUACAACGCACACAACCUACUGGCUGCUCUUACUGAUAAGCAAGUCAAACUGUACUCAUGGCAACCAAGUAAAUAAGGUAAUGAUUAGGGUAUGACACUUUGUGUUGAUGAGGACAUUGGGCUAGAAAUACAUGGAGACAUGUUGUAGUACCACAUCUAUUGUGAGCAAUGCUAUACACAGCUGUUGAAAUACAUGGAGACAUGUUGUAGUACCACAUCUAUUGUGAGCAAUGCUAUACACAGCUGUUGAAAUACAUGGAGACAUGUUGUAGUACCACAUCCAUUGUGAGCAAUGCUAUACACAGCUGUUGAAAUACAUGGAGACAUGUUGUAGUACCACAUCCAUUGUGAGCAAUGCUAUACACAGCUGUUGAAAUACAUGGAGACAUGUUGUAGUACCACAUCCAUUGUGAGCAAUGCUAUACACAGCUGUUGAAAUACAUGGAGACAUGUUGUAGUACCACAUCCAUUGUGGGCAAUGCUAUACACAGCUGUUGAAAUACAUGGAGACAUGUUGUAGUACCACAUCUAUUGUGAGCAAUGCUAUACACAGCUGUUGAAAUACAUGGAGACAUGUUGUAGUACCACAUCUAUUGUGAGCAAUGCUAUACACAGCUGUUGAAAUACAUGGAGACAUGUUGUAGUACCACAUCCAUUGUGAGCAAUGCUAUACACAGCUGUUGAAAUACAUGGAGACAUGUUGUAGUACCACAUCCAUUGUGGGCAAUGCUAUACACAGCUGUUGAAAUACAUGGAGACAUGUUGUAGUACCACAUCCAUUGUGAGCAAUGCUAUACACAGCUGUUGAAAUACAUGGAGACAUGUUGUAGUACCACAUCCAUUGUGAGCAAUGCUAUACACAGCUGUUGAAAUACAUGGAGACAUGUUGUAGUACCACAUCUAUUGUGGGCAAUGCUAUACACAGCUGUUGAAAUACAUGGAGACAUGUUGUAGUACCACAUCCAUUGUGAGCAAUGCUAUACACAGCUGUUGAAAUGCAUGGAGACAUGUUGUAGUACCACAUCCAUUGUGGGCAAUGCUAUACACAGCUGUUGA